GCUCUUUGUGACCGUUGGGUGGGGUCAGCCUCUAAGGAUCUACUUGGAAAUUCUUAAGCCCUAUUUCCUUUACAACUUGUUAGAUAAGGAUAGCUUUUGGCUUUGUUCGCAAGGUUUAGCUUUGUCUGCUCCAAAUCCUUGAGCCCGGCCGCGGCCGAAGCCGCAGUGCGGGUUCAGGAGUCCAGCCAGAAUUGCGUCCAGGGCACAGCAGAACGAACAAAGGCGGCGCAGAGGGAGUUUUUGUUAUCCGAGCCCUUCCGAGCCUCAAGCAGCCCAUCUGCCGGUGAUGAAAGGGUCUGGGACAGGGAAGGCGAUCUUGGCGUCGCCCGCUCAGCCCUCCUUGUCGUGAGUGCAUCUCCAUCCACGUUGGCCAAGCUGGUGUCCAGAUCGGCAAUGCCUGCUGGGAGCUCUACUGCCUGGAACACGGCAUCCAGCCCGAUGGCCAGAUGCCGAGUGACAAGACCAUUGGGGGAGGAGAUGACUCCUUCAACACCUUCUUCAGUGAGACAGGCGCUGGCAAGCAUGUGCCCAGGGCAGUGUUUGUAGACCUGGAACCCACAGUCAUUGAUGAAGUUCGCACUGGCACCUACCGCCAGCUCUUCCACCCUGAGCAGCUCAUCACAGGCAAGGAAGAUGCUGCCAAUAACUAUGCCCGAGGUCACUACACCAUUGGCAAGGAGAUCAUUGACCUCGUCUUGGACCGAAUUCGGAAACUGGCUGACCAGUGCACAGGUCUUCAGGGCUUCUUGGUUUUCCACAGCUUUGGCGGGGGAACGGGUUCUGGGUUCACCUCCCUGCUGAUGGAACGUCUCUCUGUCGAUUAUGGCAAGAAGUCCAAGCUGGAGUUCUCCAUUUACCCAGCCCCCCAGGUUUCCACAGCUGUAGUUGAGCCCUACAACUCCAUCCUCACCACCCACACCACCCUGGAGCACUCUGAUUGUGCCUUCAUGGUAGACAAUGAGGCCAUCUAUGACAUCUGUCGUAGAAACCUCGAUAUUGAACGCCCAACCUACACUAACCUGAAUAGGUUGAUAGGUCAGAUUGUGUCCUCCAUCACUGCUUCCCUGAGGUUUGAUGGGGCCCUGAAUGUUGAUCUGACAGAAUUCCAGACCAACCUGGUGCCCUAUCCCCGCAUCCAUUUCCCUCUGGCCACAUAUGCCCCUGUCAUCUCUGCUGAGAAAGCCUACCAUGAACAGCUUUCUGUAGCAGAGAUCACCAAUGCUUGCUUUGAGCCAGCCAACCAGAUGGUGAAAUGUGACCCUCGCCAUGGUAAAUACAUGGCCUGCUGCCUGUUGUACCGUGGUGACGUGGUUCCCAAAGACGUCAAUGCCGCCAUCGCCACCAUCAAGACCAAGCGUACCAUCCAGUUUGUGGACUGGUGCCCCACUGGCUUCAAGGUUGGCAUUAAUUACCAGCCCCCCACUGUGGUCCCCGGUGGAGACCUGGCCAAAGUACAGCGGGCAGUGUGCAUGCUGAGCAACACCACAGCCAUCGCUGAGGCCUGGGCUCGCCUGGACCACAAGUUUGACCUGAUGUAUGCCAAGCGUGCCUUUGUUCACUGGUACGUGGGUGAGGGCAUGGAGGAAGGAGAGUUUUCUGAGGCCCGUGAGGACAUGGCUGCCCUUGAGAAGGAUUACGAGGAGGUUGGUGUGGAUUCUGUUGAAGGAGAGGGAGAGGAAGAAGGCGAGGAAUACUAAAGUUAAAAUGUCACAAAGGUGCUGCUUUUACAGGGAAGCUUAUUCUGUUUUAAACAUUGAAAAGUUGUGGUCUGAUCAGUUAAUUUGUAUGUAGCAGUGAAUACUCUCAUAUACAAUUACUGACCUAUGCUUUAAAACACGACGCUUUGUUACAGACCCAAGUUAUUCAUUUCUCUGGGUUUGAAUAAAGUAUUCCCUGUCUUAAAUGA
Molecule: messenger RNA, 1906 nt
Organism: Sus scrofa (pig)
Lineage: Eukaryota; Metazoa; Chordata; Mammalia; Artiodactyla; Suidae
Source: RefSeq, a predicted model, not a curated record